This is a messenger RNA of Epinephelus moara (kelp grouper), 883 nucleotides long. Its product is annotated as histone H2B 1/2-like. The transcript has a single exon. The coding region runs from base 19 to 393 and encodes 124 amino acids. Lineage: Eukaryota; Metazoa; Chordata; Actinopteri; Perciformes; Serranidae. Gene Ontology annotation, molecular function: structural constituent of chromatin; DNA binding; protein heterodimerization activity. The record is from RefSeq and is a predicted model, not a curated record. Gene Ontology annotation, cellular component: nucleosome.
AAGCAUACCGGCUUGAUCAUGCCGGAAACCACCGUGAAAGCGCCCAAGAAGGGCUCAAAGAAAGCCGUGUCUAAGAGUGUCAGCAAGAGCGGCAAGAAGAGGAGGAGGACCAGGAAAGAGAGCUACGCCAUCUACGUGUACAAGGUGCUGAAGCAGGUUCACCCCGACACCGGCAUCUCGUCCAAGGCCAUGGGCAUCAUGAACUCGUUUGUCAGUGACAUCUUUGAGCGCAUCGCUGGUGAGGCCUCCCGUCUGGCUCACUACAACAAACGCUCCACCAUCACUUCCAGAGAGAUCCAGACCGCCGUCCGCCUGCUGCUGCCCGGUGAGCUGGCCAAGCACGCCGUGUCUGAGGGCACCAAGGCCGUCACCAAGUACACCAGCUCCAAGUAAACAGUCUUGCUGCCUCUGAGACUAAACCAACGGCUCUUUUAAGAGCCACCCACUUUAUCUGAAGAUCAGUUCCAAAAUGUUUACUCUGUAUUAUUCGAUCGAUCUGUCUUUAAACAUUUGAGCGUAAAUCAAUACUCAAACAAUGCUGAGUAAGUACGUGUUCUGUUUCACUGGAAGAUCUCUCGAGUACUCAAUUCUAUAUUAUUACAGGGAGAGAAAUCCAAAGCUUAAUUAAAUCAACAUUAAACACCCAUCCUUUCAGGGUUUUGUUGAAUCAUCUAAUGGAGUUCAGCCCUCAUUAUCCACCUCUCCCAAAUCACACACGACACAAUCUGUUUUCCUCCUGAUUAUACUUUGAUUUUCCAACAGUUAACAUCUCACUGUUUCUGGAGAAUUUGAGUUUGUUAAAAUAACUAGUUUUGUACAUUAUAAACUGUUGGUGGUUGUCAGGUAUGUGAGAUACAGACGACUUUGUUAAAUUUAAGUGUUA